Molecule: messenger RNA, 2600 nt
Organism: Gadus macrocephalus (Pacific cod)
Lineage: Eukaryota; Metazoa; Chordata; Actinopteri; Gadiformes; Gadidae
Product: high mobility group protein HMG-I/HMG-Y-like
Exons: 5
Coding region: 207-527 (106 amino acids)
Biological process (GO): regulation of DNA-templated transcription
Cellular component (GO): chromatin; nucleus
Molecular function (GO): transcription coregulator activity; DNA binding
Source: RefSeq, a predicted model, not a curated record
UUUCUCAUUCACAACAGAUUUUUUUUCAAGGCUCUAUAAACCGGGAUUUAAAAGGGGCGGGAGAUACGCGGUCUGACGAAUCAAGCCGUAUCCUACAGACACCAGAGGGGUUUUAACCGGGUUUAGCCAGUCAAGAUUCAUGAGAAUAUUUCGUUUUAAUUGAACAAAACCUGAAAUCGAAGGAUAAGGUCGAAAAAGCAGCAACAAUGAGUGACAAGGGGACAGUCUCGACGAAAGAAAAGGAGGCAACAGAGAAAAGGGGGCGUGGAAGACCCCGCAAACAGCCGCAGGUGAAAACGUCUGACGAACCCAGUGGCUCCCCAACACCAAAGAGACCCAGGGGCCGGCCGAAGGGCAGCAAAAACAAGACGGCCACCAAGGGCAAAAAGGCUCCAGCAGCAGCUGCAACCGCAACCGCAACUGCAGGUGCCAAACGUAGAGGACGGCCCAGGAAGGAGGAGAAAGAAGACAAACCUUCCCAAGAGUCAUCUGAGGAAGAGGAGGAGGAGGAGGAGGAAGAUCAGUAACUCGUCCCAUGCUACCUCACUCGACGUGCUGACUUGCUGUUACACCAGCGCUGGGAUAGCAUCUCCAACACCAGUGCCACCACCACGACCACCAUGUUUGCGACAAGGGCCUUCCAGCCAACGGGAAGGGUAACACGGUUCAUCAGAAAUCUCUUAAUGCAUCAGCACUGGAUCAACAAUGGACUUUUCUCGAUAUGUAAACCUAUAUCAAAGAGGUAACGGUCCUUUUAACUCUUGUAUGUCAUGUUGCCGCAAGUCUUUUAUACUGGACAAAAGUAAAGCUCCCGGGAGUCUGGACCUUUCUUCUGUUUCCAAACCCCCCCCCCCCCUCCCCCAAACCCCCACCCCUCCAAGGUAGGUUAGUAGGACAUGUUCUCUGCUUAAUGUUGUAAUAUUGACACUUGUACCCACAUCUGAGAUGGAAGGGCAUGUAGGCUUACUUUCUGUUUUUGUACUGGACAAAGGUGAAUUUUACCUAUACUUGCUGUUUUUUGUUGCUUUUGUCGUGUGUUAAAUGGUCAACCUGUCCUCUGCAUCCUAUUAUGAAUGGAGGAGUCGCGCGUCAGUUUUUUUAGAAUGAGACUGGGUAAAGUACCUUGUUCGUUGUAGAUGCUAUAAUCCACAAGUAAUCUGUGUAACUGUCCAACCUCAUCAUUUCUUUGGUCGAUCGUCCCUCCGCCCCCCCCAUAGCCUUCCUUGCAGGAAUACAUUGGUUUAUUUUGUAGUUCCACUGCACUGUAGUUACAGCUCUGUAUGUGAAAGUCCCUCACGUUGUCCUCCGUCGACCGGAAAGAUGUCAAGUUUAUCGUUGGGAAAUCAGGAUACCAUUUUCAUAGUUUCAUUCUCUCGCUCUCGACAACUUACAGGUCAGAGCCGCGGGGUUAAUAUUUUUCAAGUCGUAGAAUCUUUGUUCAGGGAGCUUUCUGACCGUCACCAUCUGCAUCAGUCUUUGGGUUUACGCUGACAUGCCCACGCAGUCCAAUGCAAGGGCAAGCGCUAGUCGUGCUAACAAGGAGCUUGAUUGUAAACACAAGAGCAUAGCAGAACUACUGUCGGACCUUGAGUUUCAUUCCUCUUGGCGCUCACACAUUAGUUCCUUUCUAGUUGAGUGGUUGUCAUAGCCCGGUGAGGCAAAGGGAAUUACUUUUACUUGGUCUAUGAGGAUGUGUUUUAGGCAGUCUGCUACAGGAAAAAAAACAAUGUUUGUUUGUUUGUGUACUUGUGUCAGGGAACUCUUGGUCACCGUACAUUUUAACUGGGUUUUUUUCCACAAAACUUAAGCUGCUACAACCUCAGUUACAAAAACCCGGAAAACUGCAAGGCCUUACGAAGCCUGGAAUUUCAUACCUCACACAAUGUCUGUCUUUUACCAUUUACUUGCAUCCAACUGGUUUGCAACUUCUGACAAGAGUCUGAACGAUGUCUUUAUUACGAAAUAUGUGUUUGUGUGUUGAGUGUGAGAGUGUAUUUUUUGUCUUUCUUUAAAGCCGACUGUAAUGAGUUAUUGUUUGACGGCGGCCUAGUAUGUGAUUGUGUGCGUUCGACCGCUGUCAGCCUGUUGGUAGACAGAACCUGCAAAGAGGGUGGUUUUUCUUUUUUUUUUUUUUUUUAUGAAAAAAAUAAUAAGUGACGUCAGGGAGGCCUGUCACCCGACUGUGGUAGACUCUAGGUGUGUUUUAUCCGUUUAAAAUAAAUCUUCUGGUGCACUGAAAAAGUUGGUUCCGAUUUUCAUGGACAAAUGUUGGUGUUUUUGUUAUUUUCUUUCGACGACGGCUGUGGGCACGCUUCAUUGUUGUGUAGACUGCUGCCGAAACGUGUCCGCCUCACCGUCUCCAUUUCCAUACAGGCUAUGGCCAUUUCAUAUCAGAGUAAAAUAGUCCCAUCUUGUUGGACGAUAUCCAUGCCCCUUUUUCCAUACUGACUUCAUCCAUCAUCCAUUUAUAUACUGUUAAAGAUCAACGGGAUGGGAUCAUUCUUUUAAAUGUACACUGUCUAUAAAUGUACAAGUCUAUAUUUCUAUGGUGCCCUAUAACAAUUUGUAUCCAGAGAUGGUCAAUAAAGAUAAGAAUUUGA